Messenger RNA from Sipha flava (yellow sugarcane aphid), 1068 nucleotides. RefSeq names its product 28S ribosomal protein S7, mitochondrial (gene mRpS7). The record is from RefSeq and is a predicted model, not a curated record. Gene Ontology annotation, biological process: translation; ribosomal small subunit assembly. Gene Ontology annotation, molecular function: structural constituent of ribosome; rRNA binding; mRNA binding. Lineage: Eukaryota; Metazoa; Arthropoda; Insecta; Hemiptera; Aphididae. Gene Ontology annotation, cellular component: ribosome. The coding region runs from base 206 to 901 and encodes 231 amino acids. The transcript is spliced from 6 exons.
AUAUCAAGGAUCUCUACUCUUUCUCAUUCAAUCCCUCUCUCUUUCUCAACUUAUCUAUGAUAACAAAAAUGUGAUAAUGAAAUAAAAAUCUUCAACGUGAUAACGACAAUAACAUGCAUUUUUAUUCCAUUUAUUUCAGCUUCCGACUGCCGUUUGAAUUCUAUGUUGUUUCGACUAAAUAUUAUUUACCGGUUUCGUAAUAACCAUGGCAUUAUUCGUUAAACACUUAAGGUUAGGCCUUAUUGUCAAACAUGGGUUUCACCCAUUACCACAAUUGACAGCUGCUAAAUACAGUGUAUAUCCUCCUCAUUAUGUGGAACCUGUCUUUAAGAAACAAGAUAUAGAUAAAUUACAAGAAUCUGGAGAAAUUGAAAAUUAUAAAUUGGUUCCAUUUAAAGCUGCUAGAAGUAAUGAUACAUGCUCUGUAUUUCAUGAUCCUUUAGUCUCAAAAUUCAUAAAUUAUAUGCUCAAAAAAGGGCAAAAGAAGAUAGCACGUCAAGUUUUAGAAAAUACAUUUGAAAAAAUUAAGAGACUACAGCUAGCAAAGUAUAAUAGAGAAACAGAUCCAGAGAGGAAAGCUUCCAUAAUUAUAGAUCCUGUCAUCAUAUUCAAAAAAGCAGUAUCUAAUUGCAAACCACUUUUAAAAUUGACUGCAGUAAAACGUGGAGGUUCCUAUUAUCAGGUUCCAGUACCAAUUACAGAUAAAGAAUCUACUUUUUAUGCAAUGAGAUGGUUUGUACAUUGUGGCCGAGAAAAGGACAAAGCUGUUAGUUUUGCUGAUUUCAUGGCAUCUGAAUUAAUCAAUGCUUCUAAUAAUGAUGGACGUGUUUUCAAAAAGAAACUAGAUCUACAUAAACUUUGUGAAGCAAACAGAGCAUAUGCACACUACCGUUGGAGUUAAAUAUUUAAUAUUUUUUAUACAAUUUACAUAUUAGAUGUGUAAUAAACUUUUUUUUAGUCAUACCAUAUUUGCAAUUCAAUCAAUGAAAUUGUACAUUAUAGUGAUUAUUUGUAAAUGUCAAAUUUGCAUUUUCUCUGCAUCAUUAUUAAAGUAAAUUACCCUUACUA